CAGCAAGCACCGCCAUCCCAAACGAAAGGCCACAGAGCGUCGGAUAUUAGUGAGGCUUUGGAAGCCUCUGAUGUUUCAGCAUGGCAUACUAUGGUUGGAAGCUUCGAAACGGCCAAAGACAGUAUCGUCAAUUUCGAAAUCUCCAAGCUCGGAGAGAAAAUUGCUGGUACGAUUGUCCCUCGGUGGGCCAAAGUCAUACCGGGCUAUAUAGCAAAACUACAGAAUGAACUAUCAAUGGCCCCUGGUUCUCUGGCGGAAGAAAUCUGGUACGAAGCAAACGACCCUGAAAUCAACCCUGAGAUCAUAUGGGAUGCUCGGGUCCGAGUAUCAGAUGAGAUCUGUAAAGAAGAGCGUGCUUUCUUGCGCAAUCGGAAAGUGCAUACGACUACCGCUUUAGCCAGAUACCUUGGUGUCCCCGAGGACGAAAUACAUCCAGCUGACGUACCGACUAUCGCCAUGUGUGGAUCUGGCGGCGGACUUCGAGCUCUCGUCGCAGGAACUUCCUCGUAUCUCUCUGCACAAGAGGCAGGACUUUUCGACUGCGUAACAUACACAGCAGGGGUCAGUGGUUCUUGCUGGCUACAGACUCUCUUUUACUCGUCCGUCGGCCAACAAAGUCACGAACGUAUGAUCAACCAUCUCAAAAGCCGUCUCAAUGUCCAUAUUGCAUACCCUCCAGCAGCACUCUCGUUACUGAGUAGCGCACCGACCAGCAAGUACCUCCUCAGCGGAAUAGUGGAAAAGAUGAAGGGCGUGCCGGAUGCUGCGUUUGGUCUCGUGGAUGUAUACGGACUACUUCUAGGUGCUCGUCUGCUGGUUCCUAGAGGCGAGCUAGGCAUUUCAGAUCACGAUUUCAAGAUUUCGAACCAGCGGCAACAUACUGACUCCGGUGCUUAUCCGUUACCUAUCUAUACAGCCGUGCGCCACGAGAUUCCUGACUUGGUUCAGUCGCAUGAUCGUGCCAUGAAUUUACAGGACGAGACCUCUAAAGCGAUCGCCAGAGCAGAGUCAUGGUUUCAAUGGUUCGAGUGGACACCAUACGAGUUCUUUUGUGAGGAGCUUGGGGCUGGCAUUCCAACUUGGGCGAUUGGUCGCAAAUUCGACGGAGGCUACAGCGUUUGGAGAGAAAACGGUCUUGCACUGCCUGAGCUCCGAGUUCCCCUGUUAAUGGGUAUUUGGGGUAGUGCGUUCUGUGCAACGCUGUCUCAUUACUACAAGGAAGUGCGACCCCUGGUCCGCAGUCUAGCCGGUUUCAGCGGCAUCGAUCAACUGAUUGCUGAAAAGGAUGACGACCUUACAAAAGUUCAUCCUUUCGAGCCAGCAUCUAUACCGAACUUUGCUACAAACAUGGCGAGUCUCCUGCCUCAAUCGUGUCCCCAGAGCGUCCACCACGUAACAACGUUGCAACUCAUGGAUGCCGGAAUGAGCAACAACCUCCCGAUCUAUCCGCUCCUACGCCCAGGGAGGGAUAUCGAUGUUCUGAUCGCAUUCGACGCUUCCGCAGAUGUCAGGAAAGACAACUGGAUCAAGGUGACUGACGGUUAUGUCAAGCAACGCGGGAUUAAAGGCUGGCCAGUUGGUGCAGGAUGGCCUAGCGAGGAGAUCAGCGAAGAGCAAACACUGAAGGAACUCGAACAAGCACAGGCUACCACUGAGCAAGAAGCCACUGACAGGAUCGAGCGUGCAAGACAUGCAGAAGCUUCCAGUCCGGUCAUGGCAGGCGAAAAGGUUCCAGCCAAACCCAGUGAGUUAGGGUACUGCACUGUUUGGGUGGGCACAACAGAGGAGCGCGAGAACGACACAGAGCCACCAUUGUCGAAACAAGUCGAAGAGGAUUGGGAGCUCAUGAGGCCGGAUGCUGGUAUUGCCGUCAUCUACUUCCCGUUCCUCAAAAACGACAAGGUUCCAGGGGUCGAUCCCCAGACAUCAGACUUCAUGAGCACGUGGAAUUUCGUCUAUACAACCGAAGAGAUCGACAAAGUUGUGUCACUGGCUCGAGCGAACUUUGAAGAAGGCAAGGAGCAAACGAGACGCACAAUCCGAGCAGUCUGGGAGCGCAAGAGGAAACAUCGCUUAGAGCGCGAGGCGGAAGCACAGGAGUUCCGGAGACAGACGAGGAUGAGAAAGGCCAACAAGACCCGACAGUAUGGUGAUCACGGCGAUCAAUUCAGCUGA
Molecule: messenger RNA, 2175 nt
Organism: Aureobasidium namibiae CBS 147.97
Lineage: Eukaryota; Fungi; Ascomycota; Dothideomycetes; Dothideales; Saccotheciaceae
Product: phospholipase-like protein A2
Exons: 1
Biological process (GO): glycerophospholipid catabolic process
Cellular component (GO): cytosol
Molecular function (GO): A2-type glycerophospholipase activity
Source: RefSeq, a predicted model, not a curated record